Messenger RNA from Brassica napus (rape), 1246 nucleotides. RefSeq names its product 1-aminocyclopropane-1-carboxylate oxidase 1. The record is from RefSeq and is a predicted model, not a curated record. Lineage: Eukaryota; Viridiplantae; Streptophyta; Magnoliopsida; Brassicales; Brassicaceae. The transcript has 3 exons. The coding region runs from base 145 to 1077 and encodes 310 amino acids.
ACUUUGCCUCUCCAAGUAGGCAACUAUGCCUCCUAGCGCACAAUAUCAUAAAAGAGAACUCACUCUCACUCUAUGCCUAUAAAAUACUCAUUAGAUACAUAAAUCUUUCAAUCAAUUUGCGUCUGAGAACAAAAAGCAAAAGAGAUGGUUUUAAUAAAAGAGAGAGAAAUGGAGAUUCCAGUUAUUGAUUUUUCUGAAUUGGAUGGAGAAAACAGAAUCAAGACUAUGUCACUUCUUGAUCAUGCAUGUGAUAAGUGGGGCUUCUUCAUGGUUGACAAUCAUGGGGUUGACAAAGAAUUGAUGGAGAAAGUGAAGAAGAUGAUUAACUCUCAUUAUGAAGAUCAUUUGAAAGAGAAGUUUUACCAGUCAGAGAUGGUCAAAGCUUUGAGUGAAGGCAAAACCUCAGAUGCAGAUUGGGAAAGCAGUUUUUUCAUUUGGCAUAAGCCAACUUCAAGCAUAUGCAAGAUCCCAAACAUUUCAGAUGAACUCAUCAAGACGAUGGAUGAAUAUGUUUCACAACUGCACAAGUUUGCAGCAAGGCUCUCCAACCUCAUGUGUGAAAAUCUUGGUCUUAGUCAAGAAUACAUAACGAAUGCAUUUUCUGGUCCAGAAGGUCCAGCUUUUGGGACAAAAGUGGCUAAAUACCCGGAAUGCCUUCGUCCGGAGCUCAUGAGAGGAUUGAGAGAGCAUACCGAUGCUGGAGGAAUUAUUUUGCUCUUGCAGGAUGAUCAAGUGCCUGGUCUUGAGUUCUUGAAAGAUGGGAAGUGGGUUCCUAUCCCUCCAUCGAAGAACAACACCAUUUUUGUCAAUACCGGUGAUCAACUCGAGAUAUUGAGUAAUGGGAGAUACAAGAGUGCUGUACACCGUGUAAUGACAGUGAAGGAUGGAUGUAGACUGUCGAUAGCUACAUUUUACAAUCCAGCUGGUGAUGCCGUAAUAUCUCCAGCUCCAGAGCUUUUGUAUCCAAGUGGCUACCAGUUUCAAGAUUACCUUAAGCUUUACUCAACCACUAAGUUUGGAGAUAAAGGCUCCAGAUUUCAUACCAUGAAGAAAAGGGAGAAUGGUGAUUCCGUCUAGGAUGCAUCUUUAAUGUAACAAUUCUGUAUUUCAACAUGAAACUCUCGUUUUUAUUAAACUUUGUCUUCUUCUUGUGUUUCCUUUAUAAAGACAAUAACAAUUAUGUCAAGAUCAUGCUGGUUCAGCUACUCUGCUUUAUUAAUAGAAAUUUUCACCACUUCAAAAAGUA